AAGUAUAAAAGAAAAACAAAAAAAAAAGCAAAAAUUAAUAAAAUUAGCAAAAAAUGUCGCUUUACGACGAUGUAGACACAAAACAAGUGUCAGAAUGGAGUUCAGGCUUUAGUAAGCUCAUGCCGCAACUAGCAUUAAACAAAAUACAACAGCCAAAAAAGCCUAACCUUUUAACGCCGGUAAUAAACUUGAAGCCCAAAAUUGUGGAUGAAUCUAAGCCAAAAGAGAUUAUUAAGCCUAGAAUAAUACAGAGUCAGCCACUUACACCGAUUAUCCCACAAAGUUCACAGUCAAGUGAAUUUGAUGAGUUUUUAGCUAUUCAGGAUGAAUAUAAUCCAUCGAUACCCAAUGAGUAUGAGAAGAUUGUAAAGGAACGUCGUGAGAAUAAUAAGAAGGAAGACAGGAAACGACAUCGUUCAAAGUCACCAAGAAAAUCAGGUUUUGGAAAGAGACGAUCCUCAGAAGACGAAGAAUUUAGACCAGCUAUGAAUCAAUCAUCAAGGACAGGCACAGCAAUUGCUCCACCAAAAUCACUACAAGAAGGCUCAACAAUUAUCGAUAUUCCGAAUAUAUCAGCACAAUAUGGAGCAUCAAAAGUAGCAGCAAAAAUAAUGGCAAAAUAUGGAUUUAAGGAUGGUCAAGGCUUAGGAAAACAAGAACAAGGAAUAAGUACAGCACUAAUAGUCGAGAAAACAUCUAAACGUGGUGGUAGGAUCAUCAAUGAAAAAGAAAUAAAAGAAGUCUUACCAGUCAUAGCACAAACAGCACAGCCAUCAACACAACAGCCACAAUUCGGUGCCAGUGAUCAAAGUAUCACAGACAUGCUUAAAAGUCCAAGUAAAGUCAUUUUAUUGCGUAAUAUGGUUGGGCCUGGAGAGGUCGACGAUGAACUCGAGCCGGAAGUAAAGGAUGAAUGUACGACAAAGUACGGAGAAGUUAUAACAGUUCACAUUAUGGAAAUGCCUAAUCAAAUUCCUGAAGAAACUGUGAGAAUAUUUGUGGAAUUCAGUCGACUUGAAUGUGCUAUUAAGGCACUAUUGGAUCUUAAUGGAAGGUUUUUUGGAGGUCGACAGGUGCGAUGCCGCUUCUACUCAUGUGAAAAGUACGAAAAUUUCAUUUUUGACGAAUAA
Molecule: messenger RNA, 1130 nt
Organism: Chironomus riparius
Lineage: Eukaryota; Metazoa; Arthropoda; Insecta; Diptera; Chironomidae
Source: the annotation of a GenBank genome assembly